AUGGCGACCAAGACCAACGCGCCCCACCUUUCCUGCGCAAAGGUGGUGGUACUUUUUGCGCUGCUUGUGUAUCUGGCUGUGAACGAAGUCACGGCAGACUCGAUAUCUAAAGAGGACACGCGCUUCUUAGAUACUGUGAACUCGCUAACUAUGAUGCACAAAAAUGUUUCGGUCAAGCGACACUUGAAGGUGAAUGUGGACAUGCCGAUAAAUGGUCGUGCUGCUGACCCGUCUGAAGAAAGGGCUGCAUUGUUGGGUAUUCGUGAGUUUGGCACCAAAGUGAAAUCAAGUCUGUCACGUGUCAUCGAGGCUAUUCGAGUGAGAUGGUUGUGGUUAGUAGGGCGAAAACAUGAGGAUAUGUUAAUACGUCUUAAAUCUCGUUACGACCUGAAAGGCGAGGAACUAGUUAAAAAACGGGCCUAUUUCCAGUGGGUCGCUUUCGUUAAAUUCGUCUCAAAAUCUCCGGAAGAGGAAAUGUUCUCGACCUUGGCACGUCACUACAACGACGAUGAACUGAUCGAUAUCCUAGGCUUCACCGCUAAAAAGUAUGAUGCGAAGCUCAUGGGAUUAUUGGAUGCCAAGCGAUCUGGGAAUGAUGCGUUCAUGGAGUUGCAGCUUGACAAGGCAACGACAAAACUUUCCGAGAACCCUACCUUUUUCAGAUGGCUUGCUUUCCUUGCAGCAAAGGACCGGAACUUACUGGAACAAGAAAUGUUCUCUACCUUGGCACGUCACAAGACUCGUGAUGAACUGAUCGAUACUUUAGUCUUCGCGGCAAAGUAUGACACGGAGAUCAAGAAGUGCUUGGAUGCCGGGCUAUCUGUGCAAACCGCGUUCACGAGGAUGCAGCUCGAUAAAGCGACGACGAAACUUUCCGAAAACCCUGACUUUUUCAGAUGGAUCGCUUUCAUCGCUUUAACGGACAGGAAAUUACUGGAAUCUACAAUGAUAUGGACCGUGUCACGUCAUAAUACUGGUAAUCAACUGCUCGAUGCCAUAGCCUUUGCGGCUCAAUAUGAUCCAAAGCUCAUAAAGUUGCUAGAUCUCAAUAUCUCUGGGUAUGAUGCGUUUAGAGAGUUAGAGCUUCACGUCUCAACGACGAAACUUUCCGAAAACCCUGACUUUUUCAGAUGGCUCGCUUUCCUCGCAGCAAAGGACAGGAAAUCACUGGAACCACAAAUGUUCUCGACGUUGGUGCGUCAUUACCAUGGUGAUGAACUGGUUGAUGCUCUACACUUCGCCGCGAAGUAUGGUCCACAGCUCUCUAAGUGGUUAUUGGACCGAGAUGGGGAUGCUGUUUUUAUGGAGUUGCACCUCGACAAGGCAACUAUGAAGCCUUCCGAGAACCUUGACUUUUUGUGGUGGAUCGCUUUCCUCGCAGCGAAGGACAGGAACUUACUGAAAUCUGAUAUGAUAUGGACGGUGUCACGUCAUCUAUCUGGUGAUGAACUGGUCGAUGCUCUAGCCGUUGCGGCUCAUUAUGAUCCGGAGCUUCAGAGCUUGAUUUAUACUCAUCCCACAACGCCUUCGGACCUGGUCAAGCGUUUUGGGUUGGAAAGUGUAUCGAAAAAUAAUGUCGGCACAAUUUUCAACGGAAGGGGCUUUUUCAAGUUGUUUGCUUACCUCAGUGCAACGGAAAAGGAAACUGUGUAUACGAAAAUGAUUGAGAUCUUGAAGCAAUUUUGUUCUACAGACAAAGAUCUGGACAAACUUCUAGCUGAGGGAUCAUACGCCGUGGGAGCGCAAUCUUUUUCUAUGACCAUGCUAUAUUCCCGUAUCUCACAGUGGCCAAAGAAGGGCAAGAAAGAUUGGACCAACAUAUUUAAAAUGCUGAAGCUUGACAAAGAAAUAGGACGUCCACUGUUUGAGCGACCUCAGCUGAAGCUUUUUGCAGAUUACAUGAAACCCUUGCCAAAGGAGAACAUGGAACAUCCCAGUGACUUCGAUAGGAACAUUUUUGAUACGGUAAAAACAGCUUACAACACCAAAGAGCUUCGCAAAUUGAUUGAUGAAUCAAAGUCCGACCCUUUCGGACUUGUAGCGACAAUAAGAAUCUUGCUAGAUGAACACGAGAAGUCUUCAUCGACAAGCACGAUGAAAAACUUGCUGGGAUUGAAGAAGCAAAACAAUAGUGGCGGUCGGUAG
This is a messenger RNA of Peronospora belbahrii, 2145 nucleotides long. The record is from the annotation of a GenBank genome assembly. Lineage: Eukaryota; Oomycota; Peronosporomycetes; Peronosporales; Peronosporaceae.